GGAGAGAUCGCUUCUGCUGGAUAAAUCAGCUCCCUACAGUGUUUCCUUGGGGGAAGGGAGGUGCCAAGAAAGCUUCUGUUACCAACUCCACUGUGACUAGAUUCCUAUUUUUUCUUUUUCCUCCAGUGUUGUGCUAGAGUCUCCCUUCGGGAAGGCUAGACUUCUGCACUCACUCGUACCUGAGUGCCUGCUUAGGCGUAAGCCACCUGACUUUUUGCCCAACUGUGGCAAGAGGGGUCUAGGCAGUUUUGCUGGCUCCGCUGGUUCCACAGCUCAGAUGGAGGUUUGUCUGUAUCUUACCAGCUGCAUUGAGACAAUGGUGUUGGUGGUCAUAUGCUUCAUGUUAGUGCUGCAACAAGCUGCAGGAAUGUCAGAUAUCUCAGUUUCCUCUUUAUCCACCCGUCAUCUAUCAAUCCAAAUGGAGAUUGUUAAUACACACAAUGACAUGAGAAGGAUGGUGAAGCCCACUGCUUCCAACAUGCUUAAAAUGAUGUGGAAUCACGAAGCUGCAAAGAAUGCUGAAAAGUGGGCAAAAAAGUGCACCCUGACUCACAGUUCUUCCUCCAAACGAAAAAUUAGCUUUGCUGGCUGUGGGGAGAAUAUACUCAUGUCCAGUCGUAUCAAAUCUUGGCCAGAUGUAAUCCAAUAUUUUUACGAGGAACUUAAAUAUUUUAAAUAUGGAUUUGGACGUACUCGAGCAAAUGUUAAAAUUGGCCAUUACACCCAGCUUGUUUGGCCCACUUCCCACCAGCUCGGCUGUGCAUUAGCCUACUGUCCUCACAAGACUUUAAAGUAUUUCUAUGUUUGCCAGUAUUGCCCCGGGGGAAACUAUGUGAAAAGAAUGAAUACCCCAUAUAAAAAAGGAGAACCAUGUGGAGACUGCCCUCAUCAUUGUGAUAAUGGGCUUUGCACCAAUCCCUGCAUGCAUGUGAAUAAGUACUCAAAUUGUGACGACUUGGUUGGAAAACACGGCUGUGAUACAAAAGACAUGAUGGAAAGCUGCCCGGCCACCUGCAAAUGCCCCACAGAAAUAAGAUAGAACAUCUUUAAUGGUGCAGUUUCUUCUUAAGAGCAAAGUGACUUCCCUUAAAAAAAAAUGACUGUAAAAAUUUCAUAUCUUCUUUUAUCAGUUCACACGUUUUGAAAAAGUCUUCUAUUGAAUACAUCCUCUUUCAUGAAUUAAAUUUGAUAAUAUCUGAAUUUUAAAAGGUAAUUAAAACAGUAAAUUCAGUAACUGUGAACUAUAGAUAUGAAUGUAAUGUUGACUGUGAUAAAUUAUUUAGUCAUCAUAAUUGAUAACAUACUUAAAGCUUUUGUGUAACUCUUAUGAAUAAACAUGCUCAAAUUUUUUUAAAACA
Messenger RNA from Equus caballus (horse), 1358 nucleotides. Lineage: Eukaryota; Metazoa; Chordata; Mammalia; Perissodactyla; Equidae. The record is from RefSeq and is a predicted model, not a curated record.